This is a messenger RNA of Kogia breviceps (pygmy sperm whale), 360 nucleotides long. NCBI's taxonomy places the organism in Eukaryota, Metazoa, Chordata, Mammalia, Artiodactyla, Physeteridae. The record is from RefSeq and is a predicted model, not a curated record.
AUGGAAAAGCGGAAAUGCAACACCGCCACCUGCGCCACCAGGGAAGCCCUGAUAAAUUUUUUAGUUUGGUCCAGCAACAGCUUUGGCGCCAUUUUCUCACCUAACAAGGUGGGAUCCAACAUAUACGGCAAGAGGAAUACAGUUGAGAUUUUAAAGAGAGAACCACUGAAUUAUUUACUUCCUUUAGAGGAAACGCAGCCCCUGCCGAUACGCGAAGAGACUAAGUAUGAGCUCCCGGGUACCCGUAGCUCGGAGAAGCGCAAAGAGAUUAAGUGUGAGUUCCCGGGCAUCCGUAGCUCGGAUUCUCAGGAGCAGGCGCCGGAAGGGCCUCGCCGCGCCGCUCCCUCUCCCGGCCUGUAA